UCACGCGCCCGCACAAUGAAGUGCGCCUGCGCCAGAAAACGCCCCGCCCCUCACCCUCCGGUCUUCUAUAAAGCCUCGAGCUUCUCCUCGCGAGAGACUUCGUUCUCAUGCUUGCUGCAGGGGUCGGAGGUCAGAGCGAGCGUCUUGCGGGCCAUAGGAGGAAGAUGGCGGUGGAGUCGCGCGUUACCCAGGAGGAAAUUAAGAAGGAACCGGAGAAACCGAUCGAUCGGGAGAAAGUAUGGGGUCCGGAAAGAGGUGGAGACGUGCCCACUGCUGCUGCGUGUUUUCACCACCAAUAACGGCCGCCACCACCGAAUGGACGAGUUUUCCCGCGGAAACGUACCGUCCAGCGAGCUGCAGAUCUACACUUGGAUGGAUGCAACUUUGAAAGAACUGACUAGUUUAGUAAAAGAAGUCUACCCAGAAGCUAGAAAAAAGGGCACACACUUCAAUUUUGCAAUUGUUUUUACAGAUCCUAAAAGGCCUGGCUAUCGAGUAAAGGAGAUUGGCAGCACCAUGUCUGGGAGGAAGGGGACUGAUGACUCCAUGACCCUGCAGUCGCAGAAGUUCCAAAUAGGAGACUAUCUGGACAUAGCAAUCACACCUCCAAAUCGGGCACCACCUACUUCAGGGCGCAUGAGACCAUAUUAAAUUUUAUUUACUAUUUCUUGACUUAUUUUUCAUUCAGUUAUGUAAAAUAAAUUCUUUUUCCUCCCCUCAUCUUUGCCAUUAAGCCUUUAUAAAGUCUAAACAAAUUGUAAUGUGUCUAUUUAGGAAUUUGAUUUGGCUGUGCUAUGUUAUGGAUAUUAAUAGAAGGUCCAUGUUUCUGGUCAUUCUGUAAAAUAUGAAGAAAAGUGCUCUUAGCAUCUUUUGUAAAACUGUAUUGUUAAAUAUAUGUGUGCAAUCAACUGGAGUGUGGAAAUUCAUGAAGGCAUGGGAACAGGGUUUAAUGUAGUAUUUGGGGUUUAUGCUGAAUAGUGGAGGAUGGCAUAUUUAAGCCAAAAUGGAGCAGAGUGAGAAAGCCCUGGGGUUAAAUAGAGGGUGAGUUUGUGGCCUGGACUGUUGCCUGCGGUUAGAACAAGGAUGAGGUGGCAUUUGGGAAUAGCAUGAGCUGAGGCAAGCUGAAGAAGUCAUGUGUGCUGGAGGAGACGGGCCUGCCUAAAGCAAGUUACCGUGACGUAAAAAGUUUGGGUGUCACGGUGAGGGCUUUUUAUGUUCGAAAAAUGGGGAGAAUAGGGCAUUUUGAAGUGUAGAGGAAACAAGGGUUAGCACUUAGGGUAAAAGUGGAAAGGUUUACCUUGAAAGUCUGAAAAUGGAAGGACGAAAGAGGAAUUUUAAGACCCAGGAGCAGAGCCAGAGUUGAGGUGAAGUUGAGGAAAUAGAGGCUGUUGGCACACAGUGUUACCAGUGCCGGGGACUGGCUCGUGUCUGAGUAUCUGGAGAGUUGUGAGCGUCAUGGUUAAGACCAGCUGGGCUAAACAGUUUUGCACCAGGAGCUCUGCAAUCUUGGGCAAGUUACUUGAAUCUGUUUGUUUUCAUUUGUAAAGUGGAGAGGACAGCCCAUGGGAUUGUGGUGAUUAAGUAUUUCCAGAGGCCUGACCUAUAAGAAACAGUAAAUACUAGCUAUUAGCCAUAAAGUAGUCAAAGCUGGAGCCAUAUCUUCUGUGGCUCCAUUACGUUCCCAGUUUGAAGUUUCUAGAGUGUGGCCAGUGUGUAGUGAGCCUAAAUUACCAUAGUCUGUUACAGUAGGAAAUGGAAAAUGUAUUUCAAAAUGAAAAAAUAGAUGCUAGCAGUGAUUUUCAGUCAGAUUACAGUUAUUUUAUCUUGUACAUACAGAAGCAGCCUGUUAAAUGUAAUGGUUCUGUGGAAUUGGUGUCCCUGUUGCAAAGCCCAUCACCAGGCAGCAGAGACCAGCCCAGAACCUAGAUCUAGUGCCUCUUCUCUGAAGUUUACCCCAAACCCUUAGAUUUUUUUUUAUUUCAGACUAGAUAGACUUGAGUUCUGCCAGUCAUAAAAGUAAUUUAAACCCUUUUUUUUUUUUUUGAGAAGAGAAGCCAUGGUUACCUUCCUGUUUGUGGGGAAGAAACUGAUUUACUAUGCGGAGAAGGCGGCAGGAACUAAAUACGGGACCUUCAAAAGCCAGUUUUUCAUAUGGUGUGAACUACGAUGAGGGCUCUCCUGUAGUUCCAGGUUAUUCUCUCAGUAGUUUUAAAGCUACUGGUUGGUUCCAGGUUGCUUGGCUCCAACAUGGCAUUUUUCCUUUAAAGAUUUUAGCCUUGAACCAAAAGUACAGUUAAAGACUACCUGAUGGAUUUAUUACUGACUAUAAUGCUAAGACUCAGACGACUUGUACUUAGUCCUUAUUUACCUCUGGCUUUGGUAAGUAUGGCUUAUGGGUAAGUAACUGAGCUGUUUCCUCAAAUAUAAAAUAGAAAUAAAUGGUCACCAUGACAGCACCAUGCUCAAUGCUUAGUAUCCUGACUGCCUCACUUGCUCCUAAGUAUUUCUGGAGUUGAAAUUUUCCCUUUGGAAUAUGUGUUCUAGCUCAUGAGUUGCCUAUAAUUUGCCUAUCUUUUGAGUUUCCUCACCGUGUACGUGAACUUGGUAUUUUGAGUUAUUUACCAAAUUUUCAAUAGGGAGUCUUGGUUACAUUUAUGUUUAGAUUUUACAAAACGUGACUGGGACCAUUACACCCACAGUAAUCACUGGCUCAGGUGAUGUUUGAGAUAACGGUGGUGUGUGCACGUGUGCGCAAGUGCGGGUAUGCAUGUGAGGGGGAGAGAGCUAUUACACUGUUAGCUUAGGUUUAAAAUUCUAAAACUUAAACUGUUAUUCUUCAAUAAAGACCUGAACUCA
Messenger RNA from Ailuropoda melanoleuca (giant panda), 2856 nucleotides. RefSeq names its product Sin3A associated protein 18 (gene SAP18). The record is from RefSeq and is a predicted model, not a curated record. The coding region runs from base 16 to 651 and encodes 211 amino acids. Gene Ontology annotation, cellular component: nucleus. The transcript is spliced from 4 exons. Gene Ontology annotation, biological process: negative regulation of DNA-templated transcription. Lineage: Eukaryota; Metazoa; Chordata; Mammalia; Carnivora; Ursidae. Gene Ontology annotation, molecular function: transcription corepressor activity; transcription factor binding.